AUGCCAUCACUGGCGGGCAGUGGUCGAAGUCGUGGCGGGGUUUCUGAUUCUAGCGGUCCUUCGAACUGCAUAUAUGCAUUGGCUAGCCGCCAGGAUCAGGAGGCGUCGCCAAAUGUUGUCACAGAGCCAUUUGAGGUAGCUACACCAGUUGGGGAUUUUAUUAUAGCUAGGCAGACAUAUAAGGAUUGUUCUGUGAUUAUAUGUGAUCGUUGUACUAAAGCUGAUUUGGUGGAAUUAGAUAUGAUCGAAUUUGAUGUUAUUAUGGGGAUGGACUGGUUAGCUUCCUGUUAUGCUAAUGUCGACUGCCGGAAAAAGGUAGUUCGGUUUCAAUUUCCAGGAGAACCAGUGGUAGAAUGGGCAGGAAGUACAGCAUCGCCGAGGGGGCAUAUUGUUGGAGCAGAUGACAUUCGGGUCGAUACACAAAAGAUUGAGGCUAUACAAAAUUGGCCCAGGCCUACCACACCGACAGAGGUACGCAGCUUUCUGGGGUUAGCUGGGUAUUACAAAAGAUUUGUAGAAAAUUUUGCUUCUAUUGCGACACCCUUAACAAAGCUAACUCAGAAGGCAGCAAAAUUUCAUUGGACUGAUGCUUGUGAAUGCAGUUUUCGAUUGCUGAAGGAAAGGUUGAUUACAGCUCCAGUUUUAGCUCUUCUAGAGGGGUUAGAGGGGUAUGUCAUUUAUUGUGAUGCUUCGGGUAUUGGGAUAGGUUGUGUGUUAAUGCAGCAUGGUCGAGUCAUAGCUUAUGCUUCCCGACAGCUUAGACCGCACGAGAGCAAUUAUCCCACUCAUGAUUUAGAAUUAGCCGCGAGAAGAUGGCUUGAAUUAUUGAAAGAUUAUGAUGUCGAUAUUUUGUAUCAUCCGGGGAAAGCCAAUAUAGUAGUUGAUGCACUUAGCCGCAAGUCCAUGAGCAGUUUAACCGACGUGCCACCAGAAAAGAAAGAAUUGGUUCAUGAGAUUCAUCAGUUAGCCAGCCUUGGAGUUCGUUUGGCCAAUUCUGAAGAUACCGGGAUUUCUAUCCGAGAUGUUGCUGAAUCAUCACUUAUGGAAGAGGUAAAACGGCGGCAGUUCGAGGAUCCCAAUUUGUUACAGUACAAAAAUGUGGCUUUUAACAAAGAAAGGACUCAGUUUAAAAUUUUGUCUGAUGGGCAAGUCAAGAUCGAGCAUCAAAAGCCCGCUGGAUUACUACAGCAAAUGGAAAUUCCUGCUUGGAAGUGGGAAAGAAUUAAUAUGGAUUUUGUUACAGGAUUACCAUGCACUCUACGCAGGUAUGAUUCUAUUUGGGUUAUUGUUGACAGAUUAACAAAAUCAGCCCAUUUUCUUCCUGUCAGGACUACGUAUUCGGCUGGGGAUUAUGCUAGAUUAUAUAUUAAGGAGAUAGUAAGGCUCCAUGGAGUUCCUGUAUCUAUUAUAACCGACAGAGGUGCCCAAUUUACGGCUAACUUCUGGAGAUCCUUCCAGGAAGGAUUAGGGACUCAGAUGGCGCCGUAUGAAGCCCUAUAUGGUAGGAAGUGCAGAUCCCCGAUUGGUUGGUUUGAUGUGGGCGAGACUAAAUUAAUUGGGCCAGAUGUGAGUCGACAAAAAUCAUAUGCAGAUAAGCGAUGUCGACCACUAGAGUUUCAGAUUGGCGAUUGGGUAUUUCUGAAGGUGUCGCCCAUGAAAGGUGUGAUGAGGUUUGGCAAAAAGGGUAAGCUUAGUCCGCGGUAUAUCGGACCUUAUCAGAUUACCCGGAGGAUAGGCGAAGUCGCCUAUGAGCUAGACUUACCGUCCGAUCUGGAGGCAGUGCACCCGGUAUUUCAUGUAUCUAUGCUUCGUAAAUGUGUUGGUGAUCCUUCCAGAAUAUUUCCUAUAGAAGAUGUACAGAUAACGGAUGAGCUAUCUUACGAAGAACAUCCCGUAGCCAUUUUAGAUCGGCAGGUGCGAAGAUUGCGCACCAAGGAUGUACCCUCUGUCAAGGUUCUGUGGCGGAAAAAUAACCGAGAGGAAAUGACCUGGGAGGCUGAAAGCGAGAUGAAGAAGAAAUAUCCGUACCUGUUUCCUAUGCCGUCAGGUAACUUAAAUUUCUUAAUUAAUUACAUUAAUUAG
Messenger RNA from Solanum dulcamara, 2082 nucleotides. RefSeq lists its product as uncharacterized. Bases 1 to 2082 code for a protein of 693 amino acids. NCBI's taxonomy places the organism in Eukaryota, Viridiplantae, Streptophyta, Magnoliopsida, Solanales, Solanaceae. The transcript has 7 exons. Gene Ontology annotation, molecular function: nucleic acid binding. Gene Ontology annotation, biological process: DNA integration. The record is from RefSeq and is a predicted model, not a curated record.